GGUAUGGAAUCGGGAGCGGACUCUAGAAUCAGUAGACAAUAUGAGUACCUGGUCACUGAGCUAGAAUCCUCCGACUCCUCUAUUGCGUCUACCAUCCGGGAGGUGUUUGAAAGCGAGAGACCCGAAGACCACCGGGCGUUCCUGGAAACCCUGAGUCGCCGUCUCACUCACCACAAUUCGAAGAUAGUCAAGAUGUGUAGUAAUAACUACGCUUUGUUUAGUGGCUCCGUUUCACAGUUGGUGAAUCUGUGCCCGGACGUGGGAAGGCUGCAGACUAAAUUGAACGGAAUAGCGGAACAAACAGCACAUGCAAUAGCUGUCGUGGAAAAGAAUCAAGAAGUGUUCAAGAAGUCUGUAUGCUCCUGUCGAAACAUAAUCGAGACUCGCUCCGCAAUUGAGAAGUGUCUUCCAGUUCUGCGCAUGCACUCAAACAUGCGCAAACUUCUAAAGACUCCCGAUAUGCAUUAUCACGCUUUAAAAAUGUUAGAAGAACUUUCAACUGAAGUUUUGCCACAAAUUGAAGAGUUUGAGUUCUCAAAGAAGCUCAGAGUUGAUUUGACACGAAGUAGGAAUACUAUUAAAGCAGAGGUGAACAGAUCUUUUAAAACCUAUUUGGAAUCCGCCUGGGCGAACGCGAAAAGAAUAGGUUGUAAUGCGAUGAAAAUUGUAGUGCAUACAGCCGAACAGUACAAACAGCAGAAUUUAAAAGCUUCUGGUCGAAGUCCUUCUAAAACUGAAACCAUAUCAGCACUUACUCAUAGUAAGUACACCUGGGAAUCCAUAGACGAGUCAUUGCGUAAUGUCGAUGACGUAAUCAACUUCAAAGCGCUUUUCAAGUGUCAGUUGAUUUUUGACACUUUGGAGAAAGAUAAUGCGGCGUUUAGCAGGUGGUACGAAACGCAUAGAAGAGACCAAUUGGCACAGUUGCUUUUGACUGGAUUUGGAAAGGAGUGUAAGCGGGAGAAAAUAUCCGAGUUUUUCGAGCAGGUUCUCGGAUUUUUUAUUAUUGAGUCAUACUUGGUUGAUUCGAAUAAGAAAAUUGUGAAUUGGAACACGAUUUGUGCAACAAGCGCAAAACAUGUUGGCUGGUGGGACGAAACGGUAGCCUAUAUUGAAGCCCAAUUAGUUGACGAAGUUCCGAGUAAAAUAAAAAUUGUUGAGGAUCUCAAGUACCUCAAAGAAAUACUUCUUCUCUUCUCGCAAACUGCCGAAAGCCUCUCACUGCCUUCGCCAAAGCUAACUCACUCUGCAUUCAAUCUUCGUCACUCGUUUGUGAACAAAUUAAACGACGCUUUCUCUCGCCGUUUUGUGACAAUUCUUUGGAAGGAAGUUUAUGCUCCAAUUGUGGUCAAUUCAAGUGCAAAAUUAAAAGAGAUCAGAAAGAUUUUCCCGAUUGAUUACAUUGAGGCGGCUAGGGGAAAAUGCGAGGUCGGCAGGACGCUGCCGUUUUCUGAAAGCGUGCCCAAAAUUUAUUUUACGUUGAAAGAGUUCGUGACAGAAUUGCAGAAUUUUUGCUCUGGCUAUCAAUUCAAUCCACAGGUUAUCGAAGAGUUUGUGAUCAAAUCGUUAGACAGCCUGAUUGAAGUGCAGCUGCGUGAAACGAUCCUCACUCUAAUCGCUUCAAUCGACGGAAGGGGGAAAAAGUCCAAAUUUCUUCCGGCAGAUAAGUCUCUAACGAGAGGUACUUUGAACUUUGGCGAACUGAGCCAACUGGCUUUGAACUGUGAAUGUCUGAGUGGGUCGAUGCCUCAUCUGGCCACUUUUAUUGCCAUGAGCAGGACUAGCUCUAGUGUGAUGGAUCCGAGGAACAGCUGCAGCAGACUGGUGCUGUUGGCCACUAUGGAUCCCCUGCAGGAGUUGGUCACACCUCAGAGCAGCUCGUGUAAGCUGAAUGCAGCCUCUAAUAUAGACAGUGUGGUGUUUGACGUGCAAUACCGAAUGAGGGAAUAUAUGAAGAUAAAGAUUGACGGCAUUUUGGAACUGAUUGACUACAACUGGACAACUGACCAAUCGAGCUCAGCCCCAAGUGAUUACGUAACUGAAGUUACAUCAUACCUCAAAAACGUGCGGAUGACGAAUAAGAACACACUGAGCAACGUAGUGGCUGUAACCACUUAUAUGGAGGCGUGUAAACAUAUUGCUGAACGGUUAAAAAGCGAACUUGUGGAGCCUCCUGAAAUAAGUUUCACUGCUUUGAAGUGCUUCGACAUGGAUCUGACAUGUUUUGAGAACUUCACAGCGCAACUGCAGUUCCCAGCCAGUGACGCGGAGACGUUACGAAUUGUGUUCAUUGAUGUUCGCCAGUUGGUCGACGUGUUGUUGAGAAUGGAAUUCGUGCAGUUUGUCUCGAUGUCAGCUGAUGCUUCUGUUCGAGUGAAAUACAGCCGAGUGAGGCGAGAGGAGCUGCUUAGUUUGCUUGAAAAACUGUUUAUUCACGAGGACAACAGAAGAAGAGCGACUGUGUUCAACAGGGGAGCAGACAGAGAUCUAAAAAAGAGUCUAGAGACCGCCAUAAGAGACCUUCGCCUUCAAAUCUAUCCUUAGUUUAACCAGAUGCUCUACUAGAACUGUAAUCCUUUAUCCAAGUCUCAAUUUGAAUACGCUUCCAAUCGGCAUUGUAGAAUCAGAAAUUUUGGAUUUCCGUCAUUCGAAAGUUUGCUCUUUAACUUUUUUUUACUAGUAAGAAUUGUCAU
Messenger RNA from Symsagittifera roscoffensis, 2693 nucleotides. Its product is annotated as exocyst complex component 6B-like. The record is from RefSeq and is a predicted model, not a curated record. The transcript has 7 exons. NCBI's taxonomy places the organism in Eukaryota, Metazoa, Xenacoelomorpha, Acoela, Convolutidae. Gene Ontology annotation, biological process: exocytosis; Golgi to plasma membrane transport; intracellular protein transport. Gene Ontology annotation, cellular component: membrane; exocyst. The coding region runs from base 4 to 2544 and encodes 846 amino acids.